Elgaria multicarinata webbii is the source of this 1422-nucleotide messenger RNA. RefSeq names its product TOR signaling pathway regulator (gene TIPRL). The record is from RefSeq and is a predicted model, not a curated record. Gene Ontology annotation, cellular component: cytosol. NCBI's taxonomy places the organism in Eukaryota, Metazoa, Chordata, Lepidosauria, Squamata, Anguidae. The coding region runs from base 142 to 948 and encodes 268 amino acids. The transcript has 7 exons. Gene Ontology annotation, biological process: TOR signaling.
AGAGGAGGUGGCUGCGGCUAUUUUGGCCAGGGAAGCUUGGGGCUAUUUCCUUCCGAGGCGCCUUCCUAGGGCAUCUUUGCUCCUGUAAACACCGCCGGAAGCCUUUCUCUCCAUGCUCGCUCCGUUGCCGCCGCCGUCAUCAUGAUGCCCGUUUUCAAGAGCAGCCGGCGCGACUUCACCUUCGGGCCGUGGAAGCUGACGGCUGCUCGGACCCACAUCAUCAAGUCGGCCGAUGCCGAGAGAUUAGCUGAAGAGUUACGCAUGCCUUGUGUUCCAGAAAUGAUGUUUGGAGACAAUGUUUUACGAAUUCAACAUGAAUCUCUCUUUGGAAUAGAGUUCAAUGCAACUGAUGCUUUAAGAUAUGUAAAUAACUCUCAAGGAAUGGUUAAAGUUGCUUGUGCAGAGGAAUGGCAAGAAAGCAGGUCUGAGCCCGAGCACACAAAGGAAGUUGUUAAACCAUAUGACUGGACCUAUACAACAGACUACAAAGGAACUCUGCUAGGUGAUAUGUUAAAGUUAAAGGUUUCUGCCACGACAGAACAUAUAGAUACAGAGAAACUAAAAGCCAGGGAACAGAUCAUGUUUUUUGAAGAAGUGCUACUGUUUGAAGAUGAACUUCAUGAUCAUGGAGUUUCAAGCCUAAGCGUAAAAAUAAGGGUAAUGCCUUCAAGUUUCUUUGUGCUGUUGAGGUUUUUCUUGAGAGUCGAUGGUGUGCUUAUCAGGAUGAAUGAUACCAGGCUUUACCAUGAGGCCAACAAGUGCUACAUGUUGCGGGAAUACACCUCCAGGGAAAGCAAAAUAUCAAGUUUAAAGCAUGUUCCUCCACCGCUGUUCACAGAUCCUAAUGAGAUUGCUCAGUAUUUACCAGUUAAAGAAAAUAUUUGUGAGAAGCUGGAAUUUCCAGAGAAUUUGUGUCCUGAAUCUGCAGCUGCACCGGAAGGCACUUAAGUGGAAUCUCUGUUAUUGGGUGGACUGGAAAUAGACCUUGUUCUGGAGACCAUAUAACUUCUUGGCCAUUACCCUAGAAGAUUUCACUACUUGCUGGAUACGAUCUAUUUGGAUGUCUGGCUAAUAUUUCUGUAGCCAAGGGUGGGUCUGGGCUAAUUUCAAAAUUUUGCCUAUGUUUUCAUGUUUCUCUAUUUCAUAUUUGCUCAGAACUAGUGAUAAACUUGUUUGGAACUGGAAUUAACUGACAUUUGAGAAUAAGCCCCCAAAUCAACAGCAUUUUUUUCGAAGCAUACAGCAUUUCAAGAAAGCUUGGAGAGUUUUGAAAAAAUAAGACGCAUUCAUAAGCUCAAACAGCUUCUAAGAACUUUAAUGUAGUCUUUUGUUAUAGAAGGACUCUGUUUCAUAUAAUGCAUAAAAUGGAGUGCAUUGAUUAUGCUUCAUCUCUAAAAUACAUUGGAUGUAUUACUAUUUUUA